Messenger RNA from Callorhinchus milii (elephant shark), 1921 nucleotides. RefSeq names its product guanine nucleotide binding protein-like 3 (nucleolar) (gene gnl3). Gene Ontology annotation, cellular component: nucleolus. Gene Ontology annotation, molecular function: GTP binding. Bases 70 to 1755 code for a protein of 561 amino acids. Lineage: Eukaryota; Metazoa; Chordata; Chondrichthyes; Chimaeriformes; Callorhinchidae. The record is from RefSeq and is a predicted model, not a curated record. The transcript has 15 exons.
CAACUGUCGCAAACCCGCGGCUCAGUCCGCGCUGCGGGAAGACGGACACGCGGUGAAGGAGCAGCGAGAAUGAAACGACCGAAGCUGAGGAAGGCCAGUAAGCGGCUGAGCUGCCACAAACGCUUCAAGAUCCAGCGGAAGGUCCGGGAGCAUAAGCGGAAAGUUCGGAAAGAAGCAAAGAAACACGGGCCGAGAAAGUCACGCCGUGACCCGGGGGUCCCCAACUCAGCCCCAUUUAAGGAGGCAAUUCUCCGCGAGGCUGAGCAAAGGAAGCAGCAACUUGAGGAGCUUAAACUGAAGCAGAAGGAAGCCAGGCAGAAGGAAUCCGCGAAGAAAAGGAAACUUGAAGCUACAAAGAAAGAUCCAGUGAGAUUGGAGAAGAAACGUGCUAAGGCUGCUUCACAACCAGAGAAGAAAUCACCCAAAAUAGAAGAUAAAAACAGAAGGAAAUGUUUGUGCAGAGAGCUGAAUAAAGUGAUUGACACCUCAGAUGUGCUGCUUCUCGUGCUGGAUGCCAGGGACCCUCUCGGCUGCCGGUGCCCAGAGGUGGAACAAGCGUUCCUGUGCUCGGAGGGGAAGAAGCUGGUCUUCGUGUUGAACAAAAUCGAUCUGGUGCCAAAGGUGAAUGUGGAGAAAUGGUUACAGUAUCUGAUGAACGAGUUUCCUACUGUGGCCUUCAAAUCAUCGACGCAGCUACCAGAUAGCACCAAGCAGGAAAAAAGGUUAAACAAGCAUUCCUCUCACACAGCGAUAUCGCAGGUUCGUACCUGUACUGGAGAUGAAACACUUCUCAAGUUGCUCACCGGUUACUGCCACGAGGCUGAGAAAUCCAUCAGAGUUGGUGUCGUAGGGUUCCCGAAUGUGGGGAAAAGCAGCUUAAUCAACAGCAUGAAAAAGAUUAGGGCUUGUCCUGCGGGUCAGACGAGAGGCCUAACAAAAUCUAUGCAGGAGGUUCACAUCAAUAAACAGGUCAAGAUGUUGGACAGUCCAAGUAUCAUUGCUUCUCCGUCAAACUCUGCCCUGGCCCUGUCUCUAAGGGAGGUCAUGGACGUGGAGACACUGCAGCACUCGACCACUUUGGCAGAUCCUAUCCUGAAACACUGUGAGAAGCAGCAGAUCAUGCUGCAAUACAACGUCUCAGACUUUCGCAACUCACUGGAGUUUCUGACCUUGUUGGCUCGUAAACGGGGUCUGCUGAAGAAAGGCGGGGACCCAGACACAGCUGCAGCAGCACGGCAGAUUCUAUGUGAUUGGACGGGGUCCAAGGUUAGUUACUACACAUGUCCUCCAGUGAUGCAUCAACUGCCUGCUCAUAUCAACAGUCAAACUGUGGAGGAGGCCAGACAAGGCUUCAGCGCAGAAGAACUAGCCAAAGACAAUAAAACGACACUUCAAGAUGUUCGAUGCCCCACCAAAGCCAGUAGUUUAGUUUUCCAGUCUGCAGGGCUGACACUCGGAAUAACUGAGGAGAAUGACAUAGAAGAAAUGGAUGAUGAUGAUGUAAUAGAGGAAAAGACUGAAGAUGAAGUGUGUGGGGAUGAAGAUGCUGAACAAGAUCAAACCACAAACACAAACGUCGAACCAGUGAAGCGACCGGGUGCAGGAGAUCCCAGGAAGAAAAGGCUACAGAAGCCAGCAAAGUCCAGUGUAACUGUGCAGAGUCUGGAUCUCGCGUGUGAAAGUCACGAAGAUGAUACAUACGACUUCAAUACUGAUUAUGUUGCCAGUGCUACAAUAUCAUUGGAUUCUGCCUAGUGACUGCCUCUGGGACUUGCUGUGUCUGAGCACCAGGAUCACACUGCUGUAAACUAGCUACUCUAUAUUUUGGAGUUUUGAAGAAAUGUUAAAUGCUGAUAUGUAUAUCAUAAAUGUAAUUAUAAAAUGUGUUAUUGCCAGACAUUAAAAUACCUUCUUUAUGGAA